AUGGCAAAGUUAAUAGUACAUAUUGCAUUUUUCAUCUACUGCCAGGCUGCUGCCCCAGCCGCACCUCGAGCAGGAGUGGCAGAUAGAGCACUAGCUGCGGAGAUUACCACAGAUUAUAAAGCUAAUGAAUUAUGGGAAGACGGUCGAUUAAUAGCGACAACAAAAGUAGAAGAAUCAAUAUUGAUGAAUUGUGGCACAGUGGAGGAUGGACGAUUGUUCAUUUUGGAGGAGAAACCGUUUCUAUUUGUGUGAAACUCUCUUGACUUGAUAAAGUGAAAUCAGGAGAAUUGUAAAUGUGCAAGUGAUAAAGAUCGAUGUGCAAAUGAUAAAAUAAGAGAUUUCUUUUUAUCUAUAACACUAUUUCUGAUUUAUCUUCCCAAAAAUAAAUUUUGAAGGA
Molecule: messenger RNA, 397 nt
Organism: Loa loa (African eye worm)
Lineage: Eukaryota; Metazoa; Nematoda; Chromadorea; Rhabditida; Onchocercidae
Exons: 3
Coding region: 1-252 (83 amino acids)
Source: RefSeq, a predicted model, not a curated record